Molecule: messenger RNA, 1272 nt
Organism: Trichoplax adhaerens
Lineage: Eukaryota; Metazoa; Placozoa; Uniplacotomia; Trichoplacea; Trichoplacidae
Exons: 14
Coding region: 1-1272 (423 amino acids)
Molecular function (GO): protein binding
Source: RefSeq, a predicted model, not a curated record
AUGGCAUCAAACUUUCGCAGUAGAAUGAAAUAUUCUACAUCACCUAAGGGAGCAGCUAUGGAUACUCUUACGGUAACUCCUAAAACAGCUAAAAAGACUGUGCAAUUUAAUGAUACUCUAACUGUCUCGAAGGGGAGUAAACUUGGCAAAAAGCACAAAUCGGAAGGCACGUUACGGCCGUCUUCUAAAGGUUCUCCUGCAGCCAAUCCGAUAGUUACAGAUAAAAAUGAUGGCAAUAAACCUGACAAUGACAAGCGGCAGAAAGGAUUAACAACAGAUAAUCGACAUCUUGUGCAAGUAUCGUGUGCAGAUAGUGCUUAUUCCUCAAUGUCCUCGCUCGCAUCUCCUUUAGUAAACCGUGAUAGAAUAUCAUCAUCUUCGACGGUAUCUUCGAAUAAUUUGCAGAUACCAAGUCCUUUAUCUAAUACCAACUUAUCUGAUUCCACUAGUUCCGCAACAUAUAAUUUAGGGUUUCCUAAAAGUCCAGAGUAUCUUCGAUCAAAUUCAUUUGAGGAGACUACUAUAAGGUGUACGCGAAGGAGUAAAACCGGUUUCGAUACGUGGAGGAUAUCACGGCAACUAAGUCCAAAAUCCAAAUUCAAGAAUCACCGAAGUAGUAUAAAAUUGACUCUGACUGAGCCAAUGCGCAGAAGGGCUGAUAGUAUUAGCUUUAGUCCUAGCUAUGACAGCGAUUGCAGCUUAAACCAAAGGCAAAAGAAAAUGCUUCGACUUGUGAGAAUUUCUAAAGACAGUGAUCAAGGUUUUGGGUUUUCUAUUACGACAAUUGGACUACGAGAUAAAGAUGGCAAUAUGAGGCAUCGAACGUUUGUUACCGAUGUUGACUCACUUGGACCUGCAAAGCGAUGUGGGUUAUUUCCAGGUGAUGAAAUUCUAGCGAUAAAUGGAGUAGAUACUGAUGAAAUCAAUCAUUAUGAAAUUAUCAAGCAAGUAAAAUAUUCGAAAAUUGCAACAAGUUCUAACAUGUGUACUGUUAAAGUUGCUUUCGUUGAUGGUUUACGAUAUGUUGAAUUACAUAUGAAAUGUAAUAAAAAGUUGCAAAAACUGUUCAAGAAGCAGGAAGAAUUGAGAGCUUUGAAGCUUCAAGAGAAAGAUGUUCUAAAGGCAAUAGAGAUGGCAUCACCAGAGAAUAUUAAAUCUUCUCAAGAAUUGGAGGAUAGCAGUAGUUACUUGAACAUGUUAUGCACUUCUGUCGCUGCUGUCUUUCCAACUGCAAUCGAUAAUACCGGCAAUAGUGAUCAUACAGCUACGUGA